Molecule: messenger RNA, 1311 nt
Organism: Drepanopeziza brunnea f. sp. 'multigermtubi' MB_m1
Lineage: Eukaryota; Fungi; Ascomycota; Leotiomycetes; Helotiales; Drepanopezizaceae
Source: RefSeq, a predicted model, not a curated record
AUGCCUUCAACUCAAACCACAUACCACGAGUGGUCAGAAUUCGAGCUUCAUACGAUGCUCUGUCUGAUCGCCCGAGGCGUCCAUCUGGAGCAACAUCCCGAAAAUCUUACCGAUGCCCCUACCGUAGUCAGCCACAAUGCCUACGAGAGAUUCUACACUGCCCUCAACACUGCCCUCCAUGGCCAAGAAUACAGCAAGGACAUUCCCAAGAAGGAGGUCAUCCGUGUUCUGGACCAGAUGCUGAAGGAUCGCAAAGGUGUCGUUGGCAAGGGAGGUUUGGUCGAGCGACAGUUGGUCAGAAGAGUCACUCGAACAUUGACAUAUGCUUGGAACCGUCUUUCAAAUACCGAUUACGAUGGCAGCCUGACCGAGUGGAACCAGGGUAGGAAGGAGAAGGUGUUGCUCGAGUAUGAAAAUCAGAGAAGAUCAGGUCAGGUGCCCACUAGGGCUGAUGAGACUAAUACUGCGAUGGUUGACACUAUUGCUUUUGAGCAAGCUGUCACUUCGAGCCACGCAGCAAAGGCAGUCCGCUCAGUUCCAAGAACCGUUCAAUCUGGCAGCAAGAAGUACCUCAAUGCCAGCCAAAUCCCAACCGUCGGAAAUACAGUUCUCAACAAGGCCAAUCCCAAUACCUUCGCGGUGCAACCUACCUCGAGAAGUCUUCGCAAGUACGGCAUCAAUGAUCUGACCAUAAUCCCCGGAAGAGGUGGUUAUGCUCGUUCCGAGUCCUCUGCACCCAAGCAAAAGAGAGCUGGUCGCCGUACUCGUAUUGUUUCUUCGGAGUAUGCCCACUCUAAGGACUCUGGCACCCGAACUCCUGCUCGCGUGCCGCUUCCCUGCGAGGAAGAUCGUCUAGCAGGUGUCUCGGGCGGAGCAGUUAAUUCCUACAGCACAGCGGCUGUCACGAGCACUGCACACCAAGAGCCAAGCGCUGCAGGAAACCAAGUUGAUCAACGAUACCGCCCUGUUGCUAACUUUACAAAUAACGGCAUGACAAGCAACCGAUCUGGUCCUGGUCUCAGCGAUGCGGCCUCCGGUAUGUACGCUGGUGCCGAGACUACAGCAAUUUCACCGUCCUUGAACACCUACAUUGGGUCUCCAGACAAGUUCGACACUGCCAGCGCUGCUAUCAAGACUCAGCCCGAGGUCGAAUAUCAGAACGACCUUGCGGGUAAUGGUGGCUAUGCUGACUUCAUGGCUGCCAGAGCUAACAUGGACGAUCUUGAGGCUGAUCUUGAAGCGGAUCUUGAAGCUGAUUAUGAAGCCUAUGCUGCUGCUACGAUGGAGUUUGAUGGGUCUGAAGAUGAGUAA